AGACACUCAAGUUGCUCUUGUGAGCACUUCUCUCUGUUGAGGUGACUGGCUUUUGUCCCUGCAUCCCCCAGCUAUAACGGGAAGAGAGGACAGGCCCCACAGCAGUCAGCAGCAGCCCCACAGGCCGCUGGUCUACAUGGGGAACACCAUCAGGACCCUCGCGGCCUUCAUCCCUGCCGACCGCUGCCAGAACUACAUGGUCAAAGAGUUCAGGGAGAUGCCAAUGGACAAGAUGGUGGACCUGAGCGGGAGCCAGCUGCGCCGGUUCCCUGUGCUUGUGUGCUCCUUCCAUGAGCUGGUCAAGCUCUACCUGAGCGACAACCACCUCAACAACCUGCCUCCGGAGCUGGAGCAGCUGCAGAACCUGCAGAUUCUGGCCCUGGAUUUCAACAACUUCAAGGUUCUGCCCCAGGUGGUGUGCACCCUGAAGAAGCUCUGCACCCUCUACCUGGGAAACAACAGACUCUCCCACCUCCCCUGGGAGCUGAGCCUGCUCCACAACCUCCGGACCCUCUGGCUGGAGGCCAACUGCCUCACCCAGCUGCCAGAUGUGGUCUGUGAGCUGAGCCUCCUGAAGACUCUGCAUGCCGGCUCCAAUGCCCUGCGUGUGCUGCCAGCCCAGCUGCAGUGCCUCCAGGAACUGAGGACCAUCUGGCUCUCAGGCAACCUGCUGACAGACUUCCCCGCUGUGCUCCUUCACAUGCCCUUCCUGGAGGUCAUUGACGUGGACCGGAACAGCAUCUGCUAUUUCCCCAGCCUAACCCACUUGUCAAGUCUGAAGCUGGUCAUCUAUGACCACAAUCCCUGCAGGAAUGCACCCAAGGUGGUCAAAGGCGUGCGCCGUGUGGGAAGAUGGGCAGAGGAGACGCCAGAGCCUGAUCCCAGAAAAGCCAGGCGCUAUGCACUGGUCAAGGAAGAAAGCCAGGAGACGCUGGUACCUGCCUUGCCUCUUCCACUUCCUUCUCCCAACUCCUGAGGAGCUUCUGUUGUCAGUUAAUGCCAAGGACCCAACUCCAGAGUCUUCCGUAGACCUCUCUACUGAAGUGCAAAGCAUUGCUCUGGGACAUUUGGGGUGCCUCUGUCAGCAAGGGAUGAGUCAGAUGAAAUGCUUAAAGCACACCAAGAAAAGUUUCUGGUCAACCUCUCUCCCAAAGGGCGUUGUGUGCAACAGGUACCAUGACUUCUUCACAAGAAAAGUAGCCUCUCCAAGCAGCUGUUUCCAAACGCUGAAGAGCAAGAAGGGCUGGGACAUUUUGGCCUCCUCCACUCUCCACAAGUGUCUGGUCAUGAGGCUCAUAAGCUCAAAUAAGGUAUUUGCCACAGAACUCAUCAAAAAGUCCAGCCUUUGCAGAACAUAUUUCUUUACUAUAAAUGACUAGAAUAACGUAUUACUAACUUAAGCCACUUAAAAAGGACAUUUCUAUGUAGUCAGAUUCACAGGAAAACUGUUGCUGCAAAGGCUCAAGAUGAAGUUUCCCCUCCAUUUAGUAAAUGCUGAGAAGACCCCUGGUGGACAAUGCCUCCUGUGGAGUCCAGCUGCCACUUUGAACUUGACAGUGGCUCCCUAAAGGAUUUGCCCUAUGGUUUGCUCUCAACGGUUUAUGUUACUGACAAUGCUAGAAAUCAUCUAGAAAGGAGACAUGUCUUUGGCAAUGGAUCUCAUUAAAAUUAAGCCUAGUUGUAAUCCUGACUGCCAAGAGCCAUUCUGUUUAUUCACAAUAAUGAAGCAGAGCUAAACUGAAUGUCCUUCCAUGGAAGGAAACCACCUUUCCAGAGUUCUAUUAAGUUAGAGGUAGUAGCUGAGAAAUUGUCCACUUCAAACAAGUAUUUGGAAAUUUGAACUGCAAGUUGUGGUUUACAUAGGAAGCUUCUGCCUCUAACCUCAGGAUCUCAGCCUUUGUUCUACUAUUUUGGUUUAAGUAGGGUCAUUCGAUGGUGUGUAUAAACCUAGAUAUUUUUCAGCUA
Manis javanica (Malayan pangolin) is the source of this 1965-nucleotide messenger RNA. RefSeq names its product leucine rich repeat containing 10 (gene LRRC10). Gene Ontology annotation, molecular function: protein binding. Gene Ontology annotation, cellular component: cytoplasm. The record is from RefSeq and is a predicted model, not a curated record. Lineage: Eukaryota; Metazoa; Chordata; Mammalia; Pholidota; Manidae.